AUGGACUAUGAUGAUUACUCGCUAGACGAACGCCCUUCAUGGGGUGUGGUGUCACCCAGAGAAGGUGGUGGCGAUCUUGGUGUUGUCAGGGAUACAUUGAGGAAGGAACAAGUAUUGAACGCGUUCCCCAAUGGUCAAAUAUUGAGUUGUAACAGGUUUUGUUCGGUAGCCAUGUUGGCCAAAGUGCAAACAGUACAGAAAGAAGUGGACAAACUCGUUUCAGGAAACGAGACUCUGCAAAUGUAUAUCGAUAACUUGACGGUUCAAAUGGCGAAAAGGAGAUAG
Messenger RNA from Psilocybe cubensis, 285 nucleotides. RefSeq lists its product as uncharacterized. Lineage: Eukaryota; Fungi; Basidiomycota; Agaricomycetes; Agaricales; Agrocybaceae. The transcript has 2 exons. The coding region runs from base 1 to 285 and encodes 94 amino acids. The record is from RefSeq and is a predicted model, not a curated record.